AGUCUCAGAGAUACGACAGGUCUCGUAGCAGGCAUCUGCAACACUAGGACCGGUAACACGCACACUUCCUUCAGCUUCGGACAGCCAACAUAUCCCAGAAAACGUCAGCCAUGGCCUGAAUACUGAGGUUGCGCAGACUAUCGUAACAUCUGCCCCUGCGGCCUACAAAACCCACAUCGGGCAACGCCAGUACUUCACGUACGCCAUGUGCGUGGCACGUCUGCAUGUGACGAAGCAGCCAUGUCAACAUCGCUGGUUCCAGCUUGUCAGGCCAUGCGAUCCUGCCAAUAACCUCGCCAACUGCCCAGGACGGCUGCAGGUCGAAGGAUGGGAGAUGCGUAACGAUACCUGCCCUUGGUGCGACAGUACGGGGCCAGCUGCACUCGCAUCGACCCAUCAACUGUUCGGCAGCACUUCAUCCACCACUUCUGUGUCAUCAGCCUGUUCGCCACUUUCACUCGACCAUGAGCCUACGAGGCCGCAUCGUAGUGCAAGCAUCGGCACACUCAGCACACUUUCGAGACACAGUAGCUCGGGCAGCACGGAAAGCGAGCGCGGCCGACGUCACAGAGAUAUGAAUGAGAGGCUGCAUCUGUAUCUGACGACUAAUCCACACGAGGUACUUCCGAGCGCAGGAAAGUACUAUCCCAGCCAGGCGUCACGGCCGGUCGAGGAUAAGGGCGGGUCUGAGGCGUUGAGCAUCCGAAGCACGAGCGGUACGAUUGUCCAAGGGUGGAAGAAGAGCGUUCGAUUUUCGCAUGCCAUGUUCAAAACAUGAGCAAUGGAGCACCUGCGUUUCCGUCGAUGAGAAAGCACUUCCCACACUUAUUCAGUUGACGUCCUGAUACCCGACCUGGAGCACAGAGUCGAAUCUGAGCACCUCGAUCAUCAGAUAGUAUACUUGUUUAGCCGCGCACUGGCAUGCUCAGAGUAUGAAUCAAAACGCUGAUGGACGUGGGAGAGACAG
This is a messenger RNA of Baudoinia panamericana UAMH 10762, 967 nucleotides long. RefSeq lists its product as uncharacterized. The transcript has a single exon. The coding region runs from base 206 to 778 and encodes 190 amino acids. The record is from RefSeq and is a predicted model, not a curated record. NCBI's taxonomy places the organism in Eukaryota, Fungi, Ascomycota, Dothideomycetes, Mycosphaerellales, Teratosphaeriaceae.